AUGCCUGAUCAAACGCCACGUCGUCUCGCACACGCAAGAACGCCUCAUCCAGAUGGAGAACAGCUGCAUCUGCUGCACGCUCCGGGGCGAUCUGCUCGAGGAGCUCGUGAGGCUCGCGCGCGGGGCGAGUGCGAGUACAUUCUGAUCGGAAGCACCGGGAUCAGCGAGCCCAUGCAGGUGGCCGAGACGUUCACCGAGGAGUUGGCCCAGGCAAUGAUAGAUGCUGCCAACGAUGGCGCGAUGCAGGUUAACAAGGCGGCGAGAGGGUCUUGA
This is a messenger RNA of Exophiala oligosperma, 273 nucleotides long. RefSeq lists its product as uncharacterized. Bases 1 to 273 code for a protein of 90 amino acids. The record is from RefSeq and is a predicted model, not a curated record. NCBI's taxonomy places the organism in Eukaryota, Fungi, Ascomycota, Eurotiomycetes, Chaetothyriales, Herpotrichiellaceae. The transcript has a single exon.